UUCCACUACCUUUUUUGCUAAUCAUAUGACUCAAAUCUUUGUAGCUACACUUCAAAUAUUCCACGUGGAAACAUACCGAAACAAAAUUGCACAAACCAUCACCUAAAUUGAACUAUAAAAAGGGAUAUAGAGUAACUUUUACCAAAAAAAAAACAAAAAAAACCUUUGAGAAUGAAGAGCAUGAUCUUGAAGCUUUUGUUAUUGGUUUCUCUUCUAGUUGUUGUCAUCCGACAAAGUUAUGCGGUUGCGGAUUAUUGCGAUGGAGACGAUGACUGCAAACUGGUAUGCAUACCACCUUACGCUUGCAACCUAACCCGACACCUUUGUAUGUGUAACCCAAACCCAAGUCAUGAUCAUGCCAGUUCUUCUGAAGAACAUUGUAUUCCAGGACACAAAGAUUGUGGUGGCAUCCACUGAAAUUGUAAUGACAAAAAUGCAUAUGUAUAUGUUUUCUGCUUUUAAAAAAAAAAAUAUUUGGAACAAAAUGAAGUAUAAUUUAUGAAAUUUGAUGUAUUAUAUGUUGAUAAUCAUGAUAUACACCGCGGAUUAAAUCA
Messenger RNA from Capsella rubella, 554 nucleotides. RefSeq names its product putative defensin-like protein 256. The transcript has 2 exons. NCBI's taxonomy places the organism in Eukaryota, Viridiplantae, Streptophyta, Magnoliopsida, Brassicales, Brassicaceae. The coding region runs from base 172 to 417 and encodes 81 amino acids. The record is from RefSeq and is a predicted model, not a curated record.